AGCGGUGCUGGUGGCGACGGUCUCGGUCCCGUGGCUUCUUCUCUGCCAUCGCCUGGAGCGCGUCACUGAACCAUCCACCAUGUCGAUGGGGCUGGAGAUUGGCGGCGUGGCCUUGUCUGUGCUGGGUUGGUUGUGCAGCAUCAUCUGCUGCGCGUUGCCCAUGUGGAAGGUGUCGGCCUUCAUCGGCAACAACAUCGUGACGGCCCAGAUCCUGUGGGAAGGGCUGUGGAUGAGCUGCGUGGUGCAGAGCACGGGGCAGAUGCAGUGCAAGGUCUACGACUCCAUGUUGGCGCUGCCACAGGACCUGCAAGCCGCCCGCGCCCUGCUGGUGGUGGCCAUCAUCUUGGCCGUCCUGGGCUUAAUGGUGGCCAUCGUGGGUGCCCAGUGCACCCGCUGCGUGGAGGACGAGAGCACCAAAGCCAAGAUCACCAUCGUCUCCGGCGUCAUCUUCCUCCUCUCUGGUGUAAUGACCCUCAUCCCUGUCUGCUGGUCGGCCAACACCAUCAUCCGGGAUUUCUACAACCCGCUGGUGAUCGAAGCGCAGAAGCGAGAGCUGGGCACCUCGCUCUACGUGGGCUGGGCGGCCUCGGCACUCCUGCUGCUGGGGGGGGGCCUGCUCUGCUGCUCCUGCCCCCCCAAAGACGACAGGUACCCCACGGGGAAGGUGGCCUACUCCGCCCCACGCUCUGCCGUCACCAGCUACGACAAGAGGAACUAUGUCUGAGCCCCCCCAGGGUCCCCCGGCACCCCUCGGUAUCCUCCACCCCACCCACCCACCCUGGGACCUUCACUGCCCUCCGCGGGACCCGGGGGCGGCCGCGCCGGGGCGGGGGGGGCGCGAAGGAGGGGACGGGGACGGGGACGGCCGCGGGGUCAGGGCCGGGCUGUGUAAAUAGAGACAGUUUCGGUUAAACACGAGGCAGUUUCGGGUCGGCGGGAGAAGCGGCGCCCGGCGAGGUCCUGCCACGCCGGUGGGGCAGGAUCAGGACGGGAUGGGGACGGUGCCUCCCUGCUGUGUCCCCCCAUCGCUGCUGGCCCGGCACCGUCUGUCCCUGUUACGCGUGGUCUGUACCGGUUACAUUUGUCAAUAAACGUGUCCUGUUUUGGUA
This is a messenger RNA of Parus major (Great Tit), 1109 nucleotides long. RefSeq names its product claudin 3 (gene CLDN3). The transcript has a single exon. Gene Ontology annotation, biological process: bicellular tight junction assembly; cell adhesion. NCBI's taxonomy places the organism in Eukaryota, Metazoa, Chordata, Aves, Passeriformes, Paridae. Gene Ontology annotation, molecular function: structural molecule activity. The coding region runs from base 80 to 724 and encodes 214 amino acids. The record is from RefSeq and is a predicted model, not a curated record. Gene Ontology annotation, cellular component: bicellular tight junction; plasma membrane.